GAUUUUAUUUGCAUCUAGAAUCUUUACUGGAGAAUGAUGCCUUUUAAAACGACUUCUCUGCUUUGUCUGAUCUUUCUCCUCAUGAUCACGGGAGCUCUUGGGAAUAAAUGGAGUGUGACAUACAGCGAACCAAAUCUCUGUGCUUUAAAAGGAUCAACAGUCUUUAUGAACAUCAUGUACACACACCCAACACAUCUUACAGUGGAGAACAGGUUUUGGUUAAUAGACCCAGUUCAUGGUAAAGAGCUGACUGAUCUGCGUAAUGAAUCAGGUUACUCAGACAGAGUGGAGUAUUUAGGAGAUGAACAGAAACACUCCCUCAGACUGAGUAACGUGAAGAAAACAGAUGAACACAAGUACUACUUCAGAAUCAUAACAAAUGAAGAAAGAGAAAGAUACCAGGGUCAUUCUGGAGUUACACGAUUAGACGAUUUAAAUGAAAAUACGAGCACAUACAGGCAUGAUAACAAGAAGGUAACUGAUGAAAGAAAAAUCCACACUGCUUAUGGCCAUGAACUGCUUUCAUCAUUCUUAUCGUGGAACUCUCUAGAUCCUCCAAAGAACGUCUCAGUGUCCAUCAGCUCCUCUGGUGAAAUAGUGGAGGGCAGUUCAGUGACUCUGACCUGCAGCAGUGAUGCUAACCCACCUGUGGAGAACUACACCUGGUUUAAGGGGACAACAUCAGUAGGAAAAGGAAAUACUUACAACAUCUCCAAGAUCAGCUCUGAGGACAGUGGAGAGUACAAGUGCAAGUGCAGUAAUGAAGUCAGACAUCAGGACUCCAUAAGUGUAGCUCUGAAUGUUCUGUAUCCACCAAAGAACGUCUCAGUGUCCAUCAGCUCCUCUGGUGAAAUAGUGGAGGGCAGUUCAGUGACUCUGACCUGCAGCAGUGAUGCUAACCCACCUGUGGAGAACUACACCUGGUUUAAGGAGAAAGAAUCAUCACCUGUAGGAUCUGGACAGAGUUACGGAGCACUACAGAGUGGACAGUACUACUGCGAGGCUCAGAAUAAACACGGCUCUGAGAGAUCAGCUGCAGUGUCCAUCACUUUAAACAGUAAGAGUGAUGAUGUAAAUCUAUAAAUCAGAAUCACACUGAUAAAUAUUUAACACUGAUUCAUUAUCACAUCAUCGUGCACACAGGGGUUCAGAGCUUAGGUGUGUACGCAGGUGUUGGGGCUGUUGUGUUUGUGUGUGUUUGUCUCAUCAUCACCUUCCUGUUUAUAAGGUAAGAAAAUACAAGAAUUUGUAUUUCUUUGUGCUGAUAAAUCCAUCACUAAUUCCUCUGAAGAAGCUCA
This is a messenger RNA of Ictalurus punctatus (channel catfish), 1298 nucleotides long. RefSeq names its product B-cell receptor CD22-like. The record is from RefSeq and is a predicted model, not a curated record. The transcript is spliced from 4 exons. Lineage: Eukaryota; Metazoa; Chordata; Actinopteri; Siluriformes; Ictaluridae. Bases 34 to 1083 code for a protein of 349 amino acids.